AUGCCGGCCCAGUUCGCACAGAACGGCCAGCUGAACUACGUGGUGGUGGAUGAGAACGAAGAAACGAAUACGAACUUUCUGGAACAGCAGCCAGUCCUGGUGCGAGUGCCUCAGCGGCAAGCUGAGUACGUGACUCCCCAGCGACAAGAGCGGCCGUUACAAGUCCAGCAGCGGGUGCAAUCGGUACCGCAGGUUCAAUAUCAGCAACCAGUUACACAGCCCCCUCAGGUUCAGUAUCAGCAACCUCAGGUCCAAUACCAGCAACCCGUGACCCAGCAGCCACAGGUUCAAUAUCAGGCACCCGUUGUCCAACAGCCUCAGGUACAGUAUCAGCAACCCGCUGCUGCCCAACAACCACAGUACCAGUACUACCAGCAGCCGCAAUACACGUACCAACAAACUCAGUCGCAACCUUACUACCUAUCCGCAUACCAGCAGCAGCAACCUUCCUACGCCCAAUACCAACAGCCGUCGUACUAUUACGCCGGAGCGCCCCAAAGCUCCGGUCAAUACUAUUCGACCCCACCGGAAAGAGGUUCGGAUGAGGGCAGCAUACAUCCGGUGCAGUCGUAG
Molecule: messenger RNA, 573 nt
Organism: Anopheles coluzzii
Lineage: Eukaryota; Metazoa; Arthropoda; Insecta; Diptera; Culicidae
Product: DNA translocase FtsK-like
Exons: 3
Coding region: 1-573 (190 amino acids)
Source: RefSeq, a predicted model, not a curated record